Messenger RNA from Rosa rugosa (rugosa rose), 1254 nucleotides. Its product is annotated as ethylene-responsive transcription factor ERF014. Gene Ontology annotation, molecular function: DNA binding; DNA-binding transcription factor activity. Gene Ontology annotation, biological process: regulation of DNA-templated transcription. Lineage: Eukaryota; Viridiplantae; Streptophyta; Magnoliopsida; Rosales; Rosaceae. The coding region runs from base 178 to 885 and encodes 235 amino acids. The transcript has a single exon. The record is from RefSeq and is a predicted model, not a curated record.
CUCCAUCACAUUGAGUUCCAAAUCUCAUUCAUUUCAUCACUUGCACACCAGAACUACCAGAGAAGUUACCUACCUAGAGAUCAAAGACACACAACCAGUCACUACCCUUCAAGGCUUCAGCAGCAAUCAACACCACCCCUUGUUCAUCAGAGCAUACUAUCAUCUCCUUCAUUAGCUAUGGUGAAGACAGAGCAGAGGAUUCAGCUGGCUUCUGAGACCUCAUUGAAACCAUUAGUGCCUUCGUCGAAAACAACAUCGAGGGACGACAAGAAGAAGAAGUACAAGGGUGUGAGGAUGAGGAGCUGGGGCUCAUGGGUUUCGGAGAUUAGAGCCCCAAACCAGAAAACAAGAAUAUGGCUAGGCUCAUACUCAACAGCGGAAGCAGCAGCCAGAGCCUAUGAUGCCGCUCUCUUGUGCCUCAAAGGCUCCUCAGCCAAUCUCAACUUCCCAAUCAGUGCCUCCUCACAGUUUGUUCCUCAUGAAAAUACUAUCAUGUCCCCUAAGUCCAUUCAGAGAGUAGCUGCAGCUGCUGCUAAUAGCUUCAAUCAUGAAAAUGCCACCACCAUCACAGCCUCAUCUCCACCAUCACCGCCUCCUAAUGAUCUCUCUUCUUCAUCUUCAUCACUGGUCUCAUCCCCAUCAAUGUCAUCAUCCUCACCGUCGAUUAAUCUCGUUGACGAUGACAUGUCCUCGCUGAUGGGCUCAUUUGGGUCCUAUACUCCUACUACUUAUGAUCAUAAUCCACAGGCGGACUAUGAUGUACCAAUCUGCACCAUGGAAUCAUGGAACAACUUUGAUGAUUUAUUCACUGGUGCCUUGUUGGAUCCACCUAUGAAUUAUGACUUCUAUGAAGAAAGCGAUAUUCGCUUGUGGAGCUUCUGCUGAGACAAAUCAUCAACACUUGGCCUGCAGAUAGUAGCAGCACCAUGAUCAUACUAUUUUAAUCCAAUUCAUAUUCAUUCAAUCAUCUUCAGAAAAUUGCUUGAAGAUAUUACUGACAGUGACCCAAAUUCUUUUACAUUCCAUAUGAUAGGUGAAGAAAUUUACAUUGAGAUGAAGAGACAUCUUUUUGGACUCUAUCUCAUGUAAGUUUCUAGUAUUAUCUCAUGUAAGUUUCUAGUAUUAUCUCAUGUAAGUUUCUAGUAUUAUUGAUAUGUAUUGUUAAAUGCAAAAGUGUGUAAUAUUAUGCAAUGUUAUUAAUAUAUGGUCUUAGAUUGUAAUUGAAUAAGAGAAAUGGGGAAAUUUUUUCAACAA